AUGAACCCCUACAUCUUGACCACUCUUCUAUUUGGUUUGGGCCUAGGAACAACACUCACGUUUGCAAGCUCACACUGGCUUCUCGCUUGAAUAGGACUUGAGAUUAAUACACUAGCCAUUAUUCCCCUAAUAGCCCAACAUCACCACCCCCGGGCAGUCGAAGCUACCACUAAGUACUUUCUCGCACAAGCCACAGCAGCCGCCACCCUCCUGUUUGCGAGUACUACCAACGCUUGACUCACAGGCCAAUGGGACAUUCAACAGAUAACACACCCCCUCCCAACAACAAUGAUUGUUAUUGCCCUCGCACUAAAAGUCGGACUGGCACCAAUGCACUCUUGACUUCCCGAAGUACUCCAAGGACUAGACCUAACCACCGGACUUAUCCUCUCAACCUGACAAAAACUUGCACCCUUUGCCCUCUUACUACAAAUUCAGACAACCAACCCUACGCCUCUAAUCAUUAUUGGCUUACUAUCCACGCUCGUUGGUGGCUGAGGUGGUCUCAACCAAACCCAGUUACGCAAAGUCCUCGCCUACUCCUCAAUUGCCCACCUUGGCUGAAUAAUGCUGAUCGUUCAAUUUUCACCCCUCCUUGCCCUUCUCACCCUCCUCACGUACUUUACUAUGACUUUCUCAGCAUUCCUAAUUUUUAAAGUAAAUAAAGCCACCACUGUCAAUGCCCUCGCAAUCUCGUGAACAAAGACUCCUGCCCUCACAGCCCUAGCACCCCUGGUUUUACUAUCCCUCGGCGGCCUUCCCCCCCUUACCGGCUUCAUACCCAAGUGAUUUAUUCUUCAGGAACUGACUAAGCAAGACCUUCCAGCACUUGCCACCCUCGCCGCUUUAACUGCCCUCUUGAGUCUCUACUUCUACCUCCGUCUCUCAUAUGCAAUAACCCUCACAAUAUUCCCCAACAACCUCAUUGGCGUCACUCCCUGACGAUUCUACUCCCCCCAAUUUACGCUUCCCCUCGCCGUCUCCACUGCAGCAACCACCCUUCUCCUCCCACUAGCCCCCGCUGCCGUAGCACUACUGGUCACCUA
Hippoglossus stenolepis (Pacific halibut) is the source of this 1046-nucleotide messenger RNA. NCBI's taxonomy places the organism in Eukaryota, Metazoa, Chordata, Actinopteri, Pleuronectiformes, Pleuronectidae. The record is from the annotation of a RefSeq genome assembly.